Colius striatus (speckled mousebird) is the source of this 2294-nucleotide messenger RNA. Its product is annotated as cyclic nucleotide-gated olfactory channel-like. Gene Ontology annotation, cellular component: intracellular cyclic nucleotide activated cation channel complex; plasma membrane. The record is from RefSeq and is a predicted model, not a curated record. Gene Ontology annotation, biological process: potassium ion transport; monoatomic cation transmembrane transport. Lineage: Eukaryota; Metazoa; Chordata; Aves; Coliiformes; Coliidae. Gene Ontology annotation, molecular function: intracellularly cGMP-activated cation channel activity; voltage-gated potassium channel activity; protein-containing complex binding.
CCACUCACAUAGAGGAUGACAGCCAAGAGUAAUGAUGUGCAGAGCUCCCCAGCUGCCCUCUGCCCCUGUCCCCCUGCCCAGGCCCAAGCCAGGAUGGGGCUCAGCACCAGGAGGACCUCCUCAGCCCAGGAUGACACCUCAGAGCUGCAGAGAGGAGCUUCCCUGGAGAGGGAGGAUCAGCCAUCUGCCUCUGCACCCCAAGGCAGGCAAACCCUGGCCAGGAUAGUCCAGCUGGUGCUGAUGCUGAGAGACUGGGCCAGCAAGAGCUUGCAGGAGGAGCAGCAAAGGCCAGACCCCUUCCUUGGACGCUUCCAGGGCCCUGAGCUCCAGACAGUGGCUGCGGAGCUGGCAGUGGGCUAGACUGAAGAGGAGAGCAAAAAGAGGAGGUGGCAGAUCUUUGUGGUGGACCCUGCAGGGGACUGGUAUUACCGUUGGCUGGCUGUCAUCACAGUGCCUGUCCUCUAUAAUUGGUGCUUGCUCAUAGCCAGGGCUUGCUUCAGUGACCUGCAAGAGACCUAUUCUGUCCUCUGGCUGGUGUUGGACUACGUCUCAGACUCGAUCUACGUUGCGGACGUGGUGAUGCGCCUGCACACAGGUUUCUUGGAACAGGGCCUCCUGGUUAAAGACCUGAAGAAGUUAAGGGAUAACUACAUCCACACCUUGCAGUUCAAGCUGGAUGUUGUCUCCAUCCUGCCCACAGACCUGGCUUACUUUGCUGUGGGGUGGCACCACCCUGAGCUGCGUUUCAACAGGCUCCUGCGCUUCUCCCGCAUGUUCGAGUUCUUCGAUAGGACUGAGACCAGAACCAGCCACCCCAACGUCUGCCGCAUCAGCAACUUGGUCCUUUACAUCCUGGUCAUCAUCCACUGGAAUGCCUGCAUUUAUUAUGCCAUCUAAGGCUUUGGAGAGGACACCUGGGUCUACCCCAACGUCACAGACCCUGAGUAUGGGUAUCUGACCCGGGAGUACGUCUAUUGUCUCUACUGGUCUACGUUGACUUUGACCACGAUCGGUGAGACCCCUCCCCCUGUGCGUGAUGAAGAGUAUCUCUUUGUGAUCUUUGACUUCCUCAUCGGUGUCCUCAUCUUUGCCACCAUCGUGGGCAACGUGGGCUCCAUGAUAGCCAACAUGAAUGCCACCAGGGCAGAGUUCCAGGCCAGGGUGGAUGCCAUCAAGCGCUACAUGCAGUUCCGCAGGGUGAGCAAAGACAUGGAAACCAAAGUCAUCAAGUGGUUCGACUACCUGUGGAGCAACAAGAAGGUGAUAGAUGAGAGGGAGGUCCUCAAGAAUCUCCCUGAGAAGCUAAGGGCAGAGAUUGCCAUCAAUGUUCACCUGGAGACGCUGAAGAAGGUGAGGAUUUUCCAGGACUGUGAGGCAGGGCUGCUGGUGGAGCUGGUGCUGAAGCUUCGCCCUCAGGUCUUCAGCCCAGGGGAUUACGUCUGCCGGAAAGGAGACGUUGGGAAGGAGAUGUACAUCGUCAAGGAGGGGAAGCUGGCAGUGGUGGCAGAUGAUGGGAUGACACAGUAUGCCUUGCUGACUGCAGGAGGCUGCUUUGGGGAGAUCAGCAUCCUCAACAUUAAGGGCAGCAAAAUGGGCAACAGGCGCACGGCCAACAUCCGCAGCUUGGGCUACUCUGAUCUCUUCUGCCUGUCGAAGGAGGAUCUUAUGGAAGCGGUCACAGAGUACCCUGAGGACAAAAAGGUCUUGGAGGAGCGUGGCAGGGAGAUCCUGAUCAAGGAAGGGCUGCUGGAUGAGUCAGCUGCAGAGGCAAGUGCAGAAGGGAAGAGUAUGGAGGAGAAGCUGGACAGGCUGGCUUUGAACCUGGACACGCUGCACAGCCGCUUUGGCCAGCUCCUGACAGACUACAGUGACGCCCAGGUGAAGCUCAAGCAGCGCAUCAGUGUUCUGGAGUCCAAGGUGAGGCAGCAGGAUCUGGAGGACUUCUUCUCUGAUAGCUCAGACAGUCUGCUUGAGGACGAGGAGAAACCUUCACCUGGUGGAAGGCAAUGAGGGGAGCUGCAGAGGUCAGGUCACCCCUGGCUGAGUGCUGAGACACUGCUGUCUCACAGGGCUGUGUCUGCCUUGCCAGGGACUUCUCUCAGGUCCUCAGCAUUGUCACUGCUGUGCCAGGCAGCUCCUGAGAUGUCAUUGUCCUAGCUCCUCCUCCAGCCUGUGCCUUUGCUUCUUGCCUUGGUCUGAGACCUUGGAGUUGGAUCACUAAAUAGAGAAUGGCUAAUGCUACUGCUGGCAUUUCCUCGCAGCUCCUGCAAAAGGUCUGUGCCCAUCACACCUCC